Molecule: messenger RNA, 1641 nt
Organism: Andrographis paniculata
Lineage: Eukaryota; Viridiplantae; Streptophyta; Magnoliopsida; Lamiales; Acanthaceae
Product: probable serine/threonine-protein kinase PBL17
Exons: 6
Coding region: 232-1524 (430 amino acids)
Biological process (GO): protein phosphorylation
Molecular function (GO): protein kinase activity; ATP binding
Source: RefSeq, a predicted model, not a curated record
UGCUCCGCUGCCACUGCCAAUCUCCUUCACUCUCUUCCUUUCGCCAUUCCUCCUCCGCCCUCACUCCGAGUUCCCACCGCUCUACUUUCACGCUCUCGCAUUCCCUUUUCGAUCAUAUUCCGCCAUUCCAGAUCGGAUUUAAAGAAAGUGCUGCAAUUAUUGCGUUGAUUUUGUUGUAGUGUCUGACUGGUGGUUGGAAUGUGAAUCCGGCGAGCGAAACUAGGGCGAAGGAUGGGCUCGUGUUUCAGUGUUGAGGAAGACAGACCUCUGCCGACGCAGCACAAAUCUUCGACAUCGAGUCGGAAACCAGGUGUUCGAGAAGAGGCUUCGUCUGCUGCUGCAAAGACAGGCUCAGUGAGUCCCAAUACUGUUGUUAUAAUUCCGAAAAAUAUUAAGGAUUUGCGCAGCAGUCCUGGCAAUGGCGAUCUUGAUAUCUUCACAUACGAGGAGAUGAAGUUGGCGACCAAGCAUUUUCGGCCGAAUCAGGUACUCGGCGAGGGUGGAUUUGGUAUAGUCUACAAAGGAGUUAUAGAUGAUACUGUGAGGGCGGGUUACAGGACCACUCAGGUCGCCAUUAAAGAGCUUGAUCGUGGAGGCGUGCAGGGAGACCGGGAAUGGCUGGCAGAAGUCAAUUAUUUAGGACAACUACGGCAUCCUAAUCUAGUGAAACUGAUCGGCUAUUGCUGCGAGGGCGACCAUAGGCUGUUAGUUUAUGAAUAUAUGGCGUCCGGGAGCUUGGAGAAGCACCUCUUCUUAAGAGCUCGAGCCUCUUUGAUGUGGCAUCAACGGAUGAAAAUUGCUCUUGAUGCCGCGCGAGGGCUGGCGUUUCUUCACGGCGUGGAGAAGCCCAUUAUAUAUAGAGAUUUCAAGACUUCGAACAUUUUGCUCGACUCGGACUUCAACGCAAAGCUCUCCGAUUUCGGGCUGGCGAGGGUUGGGCCGACUGGCGAUCAAACUCAUGUGUCAACCCGUGUUCUCGGCACCUACGGUUAUGCUGCCCCUGAGUACGUCAUGACCGGGCAUUUGACGGCGAGAAGUGACGUGUACGGCUUCGGAGUUGUGCUGCUAGAAAUGCUAAUCGGGAGGCAAGCAAUGGACAAGAGCCGGCCGAGCCAAGAACACAAUUUGGUCGAGUGGGCUCGGCCACUCCUCAACCACAACAAGAAGCUCCUCCGGAUACUCGACCCGAGAAUCGAGGGUCAAUACUCGACGAAAAUCCUCGUCAACGUCGCCAACCUGGCGUACCAAUGCCUCAGCCAGAACCCGAAAGGUCGGCCCGUCAUGAGCCAAGUGAUCGAGAUACUCGAACCCCUCGUGGCGCAAGAAUCGAGCCGAGGAGGAGAUGCGAAUGUCGCCGGAACAAAAAGCUUCCCGACCACUCCCAAGGGAAGGGAUCGGCCCAAAAGCAAAAGUGAACGAGAUUCCGGCGGUGGCGGAAGUGGCGGCGCCGCUGCGCCGGGGAAGGGGAAAGAAGUGAAUGGUAGGAGCAAGAGUGAACCUCCAAAAAGAGUGGAUACUUUUUGAGGGUAGUGUUUUUUAAAAGGUUGUAAUGUGAAAUCAAUGCCUGUGGGACAUGGCUCGCUUGUGUUCCUUUGCUCCCCUUUUGAUUUUAAUAAUAAUUUCAUAUUAUUAUUAUUAUUA